Molecule: messenger RNA, 2450 nt
Organism: Megalopta genalis
Lineage: Eukaryota; Metazoa; Arthropoda; Insecta; Hymenoptera; Halictidae
Gene: mmy
Product: UDP-N-acetylglucosamine pyrophosphorylase mmy
Biological process (GO): UDP-N-acetylglucosamine biosynthetic process
Molecular function (GO): UDP-N-acetylglucosamine diphosphorylase activity
Source: RefSeq, a predicted model, not a curated record
UUCGCAUAAGUGGAUGCAAGGACGUAUUGCAUUGCCUCGCCUUUCACUUUUCAGUCUCAUCUAUCGCUAUCGUCGAUAAAUCGAGAUUGUUCUUGCAAAAGUAUUAUGUACGUGCGUACAUAUGUAUGUAUGUAUGUAUGUAUGUAAGUAAAUAGUUUGCUGUCUACAUGUAUAGAUGAUCAUAGAAGUAGGUAUCUAAUAAGAAUUGUGUAGGACAAAGGUUACGGCCUUUGCAUCUUCUAUUGACUGAUACGACUGAUAGAUCGAAAAAAGAAUAAAAUUCAAGGAUGUGUUACAAUCAACGAUGCGCUAUUGUAACAGUAAAGUACAUAUGUACAUGUAUGUUGGAAGGUAGAUGGAAAAUCGUUGAAAACAUUGGAAGGGCAAGAGGGGCUAAUAAAAGAAAUAUCAACUUGCUACGUGGAAUCGUGAAAGUGAUGCUACCCCUCUCUACCUAUGAAUUGGGAUAGGUUACCAAUCUGGACACAGAAUACUUAUUCUGUGGCCUUGACAAGACACCUGUUGCUUGACACGUUUUAGACACAUCGCAUCUAUGAGUUGGGAUAGGUUACCAGACCCGACGAGAUACCUGUUGCUCCAGGCGUCUUAAGCACACUCUCUCCGAUGUACCGUUAUAAAACUGUAACGCGAACACGUAUCGCAAAGCUUGCCGAUAAAGUUCCUGAUAACGUUAUUACGAUAAGUUGACACUUCGCCGGGAACGUGGUUGUAGUACUGUCAAAUUGAGAAACAAACGCAGACAUGGAAGUUUUACGGCGAAAUCUUGCCGCUUUUGGCCAAGAACAUCUGUUACAAUUUUGGGACCAAUUAUCAGAGAAGGAAAGAGACGAACUUCGCCAAGACAUAACGGAAUUGAAUCUUGAGGAAGUCACUCUGUGUUACGAGAGAGCUAUGCAUGUUUCCUCUUCUAUGCAAAGAGGUUCAUUGGAUGAUAAGGUGUCCCCUAUUCCUAAGGAAAGAAUUGGCUCUGUUAAGACAACAAGUGGAGAACAAAUAAAAAUAUAUGAGAAAUUAGGGCUGCAAGAAAUUGCAAAUGGUAAAGUAGCAGUGGUGUUAAUGGCAGGGGGUCAAGGUACUCGAUUAGGAGUUUCUUACCCUAAAGGGAUGUAUGAUGUUGGAUUACCCUCUGGUAAAACUCUCUUUCAAUUGCAAGCAGAAAGAAUCAUUCGUUUGGAAAAUAUAGCAGAGGCAGAAUAUGGACAACGAGGAGAGAUUACUUGGUACAUAUUAACCAGCGAAGCCACUCAUGACACUACUCUUGAGUUUCUGCGUGAACAUAAUUAUUUCAACUUAAAAGAGAAUAAUGUGAAGGCCUUCAAGCAGGGCAUGAUGCCGUGUUUCACUUUUGAGGGAAAAAUCAUUUUAAAUGAGAAACAUAAAAUCUCAAAAGCACCAGAUGGUAAUGGAGGAUUGUAUCAAGCACUAAAAGUCCAAGGAAUAUUAGAUGAUAUGUUACAACGCGGAAUACGCAGUGUCCACGUUCAUUCGGUAGAUAACAUCCUGAUAAAGGUAGCCGAUCCUAUCUUCUUAGGAUAUUGUUUAUCAUCGUAUACGGAUUGUGGAGUCAAGGUGAUAGAAAAAUCAUCGCCAAGCGAAGCGGUAGGAGUUGUGUGUAAAGUAGACGAUAGUUACCAGGUUGUUGAGUACAGUGAAAUUUCAAAAGAAACAACUGAAUUACGUUACAACAAUGGAACGUUGGUUUAUAAUGCUGCAAACAUAUGUAACCACUACUUUACUGUAGAUUUUUUGUCUGCGAUUGGCGACAACUAUGAAAAAGAGAUGCAACUGCAUAUUGCCAAAAAGAAGAUUCCAUAUGUAGAUGCAAAUGGACAGAAACAAAGUCCUACAGCUCCAAAUGGUAUUAAAAUAGAAAAAUUUGUGUUCGACGUAUUCAAAUUUGCAGAACGUCUAGCAGUUUGGGAGGGUAAUCGCCAGGAAGACUUUAGUCCUCUUAAAAAUGCUGAUUCGAGUGGUCAAGAUUGUCCAAGUACUGCUCGUAAUGAUUUGCUCGAACUUCAUAGAAAGUGGUUGCUAAAUGCAGGAGCAAUAAGUGUAACAAACGAUAUAGAAGUAUCUCCUUUGUUAUCUUAUGCUGGAGAAAAUCUAAAUCACGUUAAAGGUCAAUCAUUCGAAGGUCCUUGUGUUUUGGAGUAGCACAACCAGAUAUCGCUAAAACUUUUUAUAUCAACAACAACAGUACAUAUUUUUAUAUACAAUUAUAAAAUCAUAAUCCAUAAUAUAGAUACAUUGCUUAAUAUUCCAUGCUUUAAUAAUAAAGUUUAAACAGCAUACAUUUUUAAUGAUUCUAUAAAAACUUUAUCCCAGUGAUAUAUACAUAUAAGAGCAUUAGGAUAGAUAUACCCACUCAUAUACAUAUAUAGUCGUGUACAUAUAUAUUGACAUGGAAUAAAUUAAUUAUAGAAUUUAAA